GGAUAGCGAGUCUUAAUUAACACACGCGCUUUAUAUUGUCUGCUUCAACGCGUUGAAGAACAUAUUAUAAUAAAUCAAACAGCUUUUUUUUGACUCUUCCCUCUCUCUCAUACGAAGAAAUUCUGCUUCGGUGGUCGGCGCUGCUUCGUUUCGGGCCGGGCUGGGCUGUCAUUCAAAUUGACAGCCCAUAUAUAUAUGUAUGUAUCCUUCUCCUCCAAAUUUACAGGUGAUUGAUUCUUCUAACCCUAUUCCAAUUCCGCCAUUGAUUCUCGUUUUUCCGAUUCUUCAAUUUUUUGAUUGGCCCCAAAUUCAUCAUCGUCGAUUUCACGCAGGCGGAGAUUGAGGGUUUAUACAACCGAUUCGUCGCAAUUCAGCGCCGAUUGUUUUAUUUUUUCUCCCUGAUUUUUGUAUGAAAAUUAAUUGAGGGGAGAAAAAUCAUGGGUUCCUUGUCUGGAUUUUUUCAAAGGCCGGUUCUUGCCGCCUCCGCCGUAGCAAUAGCUUCUGUUUCCGCCGAUUGUUGCGAAAAGCUACGCCCUAGUAAAUCCCCAGACGCUUGUUCUUCAUUGGAGCAAUCAAACCCUUGUUCUUCUUCUUCCUAUUCUUCUUCACAUUUAUUAAAUGACAUAAAUUCUUCAUGGGUGUCUCGAAUAACCACUUCCAAAUUAGCCGAAUUAUCUUUCGUUACCGGAAUUCGCGUACCCAUACCUAAUGCCCAAAUACCAAUCCCAAACACUAACAACGUUAAUUAUUCUUUAGUAUCUUCUUCCCCUGUUCUACUCAACAUAUACCAAUCAGCCGAUUUGACGAAAAAAUCCGCGAAACCGGCCGCGUAUCCUUACAGUUUUCCUUCGCAGCCGUUGGAUGUUUCGUAUAGAUGGCAUUUGCCCGAUCCUAAGGCUGUCAAUGUAUCCGGGGUUUCUUCCGAUUCUUCGUUGGCUAAAUCUAAGACAGUGGUGGUUUUGCUAGGAUGGUUGGGUGCUAAGCAGAAGCACCUCAAUAGAUACGCAGAGUGGUAUAAUUCGAGAGGGUUUCAUGUUAUUACAUUUACGUUUCCAAUGUCCGAGGUGCUUAGUUAUAAAGUCGGCGGGAAAGCCGAGAAGGAUGUGGAAUUGCUUGUGGAUCAUCUUUCUGAGUGGUUGGAAGAGGAGCAUGGCAAGAACUUGGUCUUUCAUACGUUUAGUAAUACGGGGUGGCUUACAUAUGGGGUUAUUUUGGAGAAGUUUCAGAAGAUGGAUUCUGCUCUAACGAGAAGGAUUAGAGGCUGCAUUGUUGAUUCUGCUCCGGUGGCAGUACCCGAUCCACAGGUUUUCGCCUCCGGAUUUUCUGCUGCAUUUCUGAAGAAGAAUAGUGUUGCAACAAAGGGUUCUGUCAUUAAACCAGAUGCUGAUUUAACAGUAGGAACCAGAACAUCAAUUGAAGUCAAACCUGCUUUGACCGAAGCAGCUCUUCUCCUCGUUCUCGAGAAAUUUUUCGGAGUGGUUUUGAAUCAUCCUCCCAUAAACAGGAGACUUACUGAUGUGAUGAGCGUAUUAUCAUCCGAACAACCUAACUGUCCACAACUGUACAUCUAUAGCUCGGCCGACAAAGUUAUUCCGUCAGAUUCUGUGGAAUCUUUUAUAGAGAAGCAACGGAAGAGUGGACACAAGGUCAGAUCUUGCAACUUCGUUUCAACACCACAUGUUGACCAUUUCCGAAACGACCCGAAACUUUAUUCUUCUCAGCUCACUCAUUUUUUGGAGGAUUGUGUGCUCACUAGCUGCAAAGAAUCUUCCUGAGUAUAUACAUUGCUAACCGGUCACUAUUCUUUCUCUUGAUUCUUUAUCCGAUUUUUUUUGUCUAAUUUAUUUAUUUACAUACGUAGUUGAGUUCUCCGUACAAAUGUACUUGUAGUUCUCGGUGUUAUAGGAUGGAUAAAUAAAAGAAAUGCUUAGAUUGAAGCUGGUGUUACAUUUUUUCUAAUCGUAUAUGCAAUGCUUAACGAUGAGACUAUUUUAUA
This is a messenger RNA of Erythranthe guttata (spotted monkey flower), 1996 nucleotides long. RefSeq names its product alpha/beta-Hydrolases superfamily protein. Lineage: Eukaryota; Viridiplantae; Streptophyta; Magnoliopsida; Lamiales; Phrymaceae. The record is from RefSeq and is a predicted model, not a curated record.